AUGGAGCUCUCUGAUAUUUUCCGCAUUGUCAACUUGGCAGUUGGUGGCUUGACCGUAGUCGGCGGUGUCUUCCACUUCAGUUUCUCCCUGGGGGCCAUCAUUCUCGCCAUUUACAUGAUCGUUUUUGGCUUGUCCAUUGCUCUGCUCGAAUUCCAGAUCCCUGCCCAGGUGUCGCAUUACGCUCCAUUCCUCUUCUCCUUUGCUGGACGAGGUGUCUUCUAUCUCCUCCUCAGUGGUCUCCUUCUCGGCGGUGGUAUCAUCGGCACCAUCGCGGGAAUCAUUGUUGGCGUCGUCGGAGUCGGCUACAUCGCCCUCGAGUUUAUCCCUUCGAUCGAACCCCCGAGCAACAUGCGCGAGGCAGAUGGCGGGUGGGGCGCCGAGCAGGUCUAA
Messenger RNA from Clonostachys rhizophaga, 390 nucleotides. NCBI's taxonomy places the organism in Eukaryota, Fungi, Ascomycota, Sordariomycetes, Hypocreales, Bionectriaceae. The record is from the annotation of a GenBank genome assembly.